This is a messenger RNA of Nicotiana tabacum (common tobacco), 765 nucleotides long. Lineage: Eukaryota; Viridiplantae; Streptophyta; Magnoliopsida; Solanales; Solanaceae. The record is from RefSeq and is a predicted model, not a curated record.
AUGAUUAAAGCACCAGCUACUGCACCGCCUGUACGGACGGCCAAAGGAGGAGGGCAGGUGAGUAAGGGUUGUCCCAAGAGGUGGAGGCUGGGCCAGGUGGCGCUCCAGCUAGAUUCUAUGCCUUCCCAUCUAGGCCAAUGUGAUUCUGUUGUUGUGAAUCGGGUUUACCAGUCUUGUGUGGUGACUUUCUAUGGGUUUGAGACCAGAGUAUAUCUUCUAUUGCUCAAUAUGAUUAACUUCGAGGUUAUCCUUAGCAUAGAUUGGUUUUCUCCACAUCAUGCCAUAGACAAUGCCAAGACUAUUACAUUGGCAAUGCCAGAGUUUCUUAGAUUGGAGUGGAGAGGUUCAUCUAGUAGUGCAUCCAGUUGGGUUAUUUUUUUCUUGAAGGCUCAAUACAUGGUUGGGAAGGGUUGUUUGACCUAUCUGGCCUUUGUUCGAGAUACUACUAUAGAGACUCCCACGAUAGAUUUAGUGCUUAUGGUGAGGGCGAUUUUUGAUGUAUUUUUUUCUAACUUACUAGGCAUGCCAUCAGAUCGUGAUAUCGACUUCGACAUUGAUUUGGCACUAGGAACCCAGCCUAUCUCUAUUCUGCCUUAUCAUAUGGCUUCUGCGGAGUUGAGAGACCUGAAAGAGCAGCUUCAGGAGUUGCUCAAGAAGGGAUUCAUCAGGCCGAGUGUGUUUCCUUGGGACGCACCAGUAUCGAGCCCAGAUAUUGAGCCCAGGGUUGAUGAGGCACAGGCUCGAGCUUGUGUAUCGAAGCCAUGA